UAACUCGUAGAUAGCUGGUAAACAUUCCAGCAUGGACAUAGGGUCAAAUUCCAUGUUAUAUUGUUCCAGUGGCUGUGUGUGCUCAGCGCUACAACUCUGCAUUCCAAGCAAAAGUGAUCAACAGGAAAAGGAGAGCCACUGAUGGAAAAUGGCUCUGCCCUCACACAUAGCAGCCCACUCAAUCCCACCUCACACUCUGACCCGGCUGGCACGAGAGUGGCUGGCAGAGGAUACACCAAACUUUGACCUGGCGGGAGUGUGUGUGGGGUCACAGGAGGUUGAGGCGAGGUUGCUGUGUAAAACACCACACAGCAUCCUGGCAGGGAGCCCCUUCUUUACAGCAGUGUUCGCUGAGGUCGGCUGUACCGUGGACUGGAUUUAUCAGGAGGGAGCUGAGAUCGGUCCAGAUGCCAUCACACUGACUGCUGUGGUGAGAGGCCCAGCAAGGUGCCUCCUCCUUGGGGAAAGGCCAGCUCUCAACUGCCUGGCCCGGGCCUCAGGUAUUGCCACCCGCUGUUCUAAGCUCCAGGCAAUGGCAACAGUGGGAGGCUGGCAUGGAGAAGUGGCUGGCACACGCAAGACCACCCCGGGCUUCCGUCUGGUGGAAAAGUAUGCCAUGCUGGUUGGCAAUGUGUCCAUGCACAGACAGGACCUGAGUUCAAUGGUGAUGCUGAAGGACAACCACGUCUGGGCAUCAGGAAGUAUCACACGGGCUGUGAAAACUGCCCGAUCAGUGUGUGGCUUCAGCAGUAAGAUUGAGGUGGAGUGCCGCUUUAUAGAGGAGGGCAGAGAGGCGGCCAGGGCUGGAGCAGACAUCGUUAUGCUGGACAACUUCAAACCUCAGGAGCUCCAUGCUGCAGCUCAGGCACUGAAGGAGGAGUUCCCAGCACUACUGAUAGAAGCCAGUGGAGGAGUGACUCCAGAGAACUUAGCUAUGUAUUUCUCCCCACAUGUGGACAUCAUUUCCCUGGGCUGCAUAACACAGGGUUGCCCAGUUGUGGAUUUUUCUCUCAAGGUUCAGAAGUCUGUUGUGCAGUCAAGCCUCCAAGAAUGAGGACCUCCUCAAAUAGGAUGUGCACUGAUUGAAUGAGAAAAUGUAGUAACAUUUUGUUCUGAAUAGAUGAGACUUUUUAGUGUGUACGUUUAUUUCCUGUAACAACAUUACAGUAGUCUACUGUUGCUCAAGCUUGAGAAAUAGUUCACAUCCUGUUUGCUCACUGUGUCAUCAGUCAUUUGAUGUGCAUAAAAGGAAAACAGAAA
This is a messenger RNA of Epinephelus moara (kelp grouper), 1260 nucleotides long. Its product is annotated as nicotinate-nucleotide pyrophosphorylase [carboxylating]-like. Gene Ontology annotation, cellular component: cytoplasm. The transcript is spliced from 5 exons. The record is from RefSeq and is a predicted model, not a curated record. Lineage: Eukaryota; Metazoa; Chordata; Actinopteri; Perciformes; Serranidae. Gene Ontology annotation, biological process: NAD+ biosynthetic process; quinolinate catabolic process. Gene Ontology annotation, molecular function: nicotinate-nucleotide diphosphorylase (carboxylating) activity. The coding region runs from base 149 to 1054 and encodes 301 amino acids.